AUGGUUGGGCCUUUAACCCCAAGAAGAAAAAAAUACCCUCCUGGACCUAGAUCUAUAAGAGACGUAAAACCAACCCCGAAGCCAAGAUACCGCAUUGAAAACAUUCAACAACUUGAUCGACCUCCAAAUAUUCCUAGUUACCAAAGGUCAAUAAUUCAAGACGUCAAUUUUGGAGUGGUAAGGGGAAAGCCUGUUGAUCCUUUCAAUAAAAAACAACGAGAUGCAAGAAGUAUAUCUCCUCCAUCACCAAGGCCACAAUACCAAAAUACAGAUGUUACCAAAAUUAAAUUUCUUGACGACGAUAACAACAGAUAUGUCAGGCCAAAUAAUUAUCAAUACAGAAGAUCAUCGGACCCCGGAACUCCCCGAAAUCCAAGAAAUAAUAGAAGAGGACCGCCAUCACCAAGACCAAUUCAAUACAGACGGGCAUCUGAUCCAGAAACACCACGAUUGAAUCGUAGACAAAAUAGGCGACCACCACCAUCGCCAAGACAAAGAUCUUUUCAAAGUCUGCCAGAUCGACGUCUUCAUACAGGCUCACAAUUAUCAUCAGAGAGAAGGUUGCAACGAAAACGUGAUCCUAAAAAUAAGAACAGUAGAAAACAAUAUUAUGAUGAUGCCGAUGCAUUGCCUAAUAUCCCAAUGAGACAAACUGGUCCGAAUAACUUUCCACCUAGACCAAUAUUUGUUGAGAAAUCACCAGAAGCAGUGGCUGUUAUACCUACAAGCCAAGCGCGAUUUACACCAGAUAUGAACAGAGUGAGACAAAAAACAUUUGCGUACUCUGAGACUAAACGAAACUUCCCUGUUCAUAUUUAUCGUGACCCAGAUCGGCUUGUAGAAGGUGCUAAAUAUCCUGAUGGUAUUUGCUGUGGCGCUCUUAAUUCCACUUUUCUUAUCACUAUUUGGGGAUUUUUGAAGAUCCUGCAAUUAAUAUGUUGUAUCGUCAUACUGGUAUGUGCUGUUUUGGAAGGUUUGCAAGAGACUGGGAUAUUUUGGGUGAUAUUUGUAGCUGCUCUAGGAAUCAUUGUCAGUCUGGGAACAUUGGUAUUUCAUUUGGCACGAGGUCACCUGAAAGAAAGUCGAUGUGUUUUAUUUACGGAGUUUACGUUGUAUCUGUUUAUGUCGCUAUGUGUCCUUUCGGCGGCCAUUAUAGCAACACUAAAUUCGGAAUUUACUGACACUAUAACAUGUAUAACGAUCGUUGGUUUCAUAGCAACUCUUCUGUUUGGGGUUGAUACAAUCAUCACUGGAUCCUGGAUAGGAGCAAGAACCUACGUUCCUCCAAGUAUGAGACCGGGGCCAAUACGUUAUCCUCCUAACUAUCAACCGAAAGUCUAUUAUCCUAGAGCAAGAAAGGAGGUGAUAUAUGAUUCUCCACAGAUAUUAUUAGAUCCAUGGGAAAAGAAAAUUCAUUAUAAUGAUUACAGACCAUCGCGGUAUAAUUUUAAUCUGAACAAUCCAAGAGAUCCACGCUUACCAGACCGAGUUGACGUCAGAUAUAUUCAAAAUAAACCGAGGUAUCUCAAACCGUUAUAUCGUAGAGAAUAUCGUUUCCCAGAAGAACGUUUUGACUACGAAUAUGACGAUGUACGUACUGCCCCAGUUCGUAGAUACCAACCUCGAGAAGUCAUGGACGGAUUUCGUAGUUUUCCAGAUCAAGAUUUCAGAAGGUAUCAAAGUCUGGUAAUGAAACCCAUCCUGCAUGAGGAUGAUUUACUGUGUGAUGAUAGUAGAACUCAUGUUACUGUGUUCAAUCAUCGAGAAUAUGAUAAGAGACCGUUUCCUAGGCUUUACAAUAAUUAUCGUAGAAGGAAUUGGAGAGUACCCGAAUUUGAUGAUUUUACUAGUGAGAACGAACUUGAUUCUAACAUGCCAUCUCGGGGUUCCAAUGACUUUUCUCUGAAUCCGAAUUAUCAUAAACGACGAGACUAUAGGGUGCCAAAUUUUAAAAAUUAUGAUGAUUGGAGAAUACAAAAGCAUCGUGCUCGCCAAUUAUCAACAAUUCCAGCAAAACCAAGACUUCGUCGAGAACAUUUCUGGUCGGUGGAUUCGAUACCAUCGGAUAGGAAAAGGAGGAGAGAGUACCCAAAUUUUAAAACGUACGAAGAUUGGAAUAUACCUCGAGAUAGAUUUUCUAUAUCUAGUGUUCCCAAUAGAUUCCCAGAGAAAGAUGAUUAUCAAUCAUCAUUCGGACCUUUUGAGUCUAAAGUGGGAGAAAACUUUUCAACGACACCCUUUCCAGAUAGGUCAUUAGUAGAUACUUCAUCGUUGAUACGUCCGUACCGUCCUAAACCUAGGCGUGAUCCAGAUUUACAAGAACAGAAAUCUAUAAAUUCUCGUAAUGAUCCUGUACCGGGUGUUCCAGGUAACAGAUCGAUCGUACAAGAUAGAAUCAGUAAUCGUGAUAGUGACAUUGCUUCUUUGGACGCUAACAGAUCCACCAACUCACAACGGAUGAAGCCAAUUUUCAACAAAGAAAAGGAGCCGAAAGCUAGAAAAUCGGUUGGGAGUGUUUAA
This is a messenger RNA of Lottia gigantea (owl limpet), 2520 nucleotides long. RefSeq lists its product as hypothetical. Gene Ontology annotation, cellular component: membrane. The record is from RefSeq and is a predicted model, not a curated record. NCBI's taxonomy places the organism in Eukaryota, Metazoa, Mollusca, Gastropoda, Lottiidae. The coding region runs from base 1 to 2520 and encodes 839 amino acids. The transcript is spliced from 4 exons.